Messenger RNA from Diachasmimorpha longicaudata, 3055 nucleotides. RefSeq names its product zinc finger protein 585A-like. The record is from RefSeq and is a predicted model, not a curated record. Gene Ontology annotation, molecular function: DNA-binding transcription factor activity, RNA polymerase II-specific; RNA polymerase II cis-regulatory region sequence-specific DNA binding. NCBI's taxonomy places the organism in Eukaryota, Metazoa, Arthropoda, Insecta, Hymenoptera, Braconidae. Gene Ontology annotation, biological process: regulation of DNA-templated transcription. The transcript is spliced from 3 exons. The coding region runs from base 713 to 2122 and encodes 469 amino acids.
GUUCGUCGAUUCCCCUAAAAAAUUGCAAUGAUUAAUCUCGAAAUGUCCAUCAUCCGGGUCCAUCGCAGAGAUGUUUUUUUUUGUCGCCAAGUUAUUUAGACGUGUCCCUCACCCGUUCCUGCCAAAAAUUCAUCUUGAAUCGUGCAAAAAAAAAACGAGUGUACACAUUAUGAAGGUUCGAGUGGGGCUCCCAUCCAGCUGCCCUUUGUGCCCCAAGACAGCCAAGAAGAUGGAAUACAUGCGAUUGAGGGUGGACACAUACCAGUGCCAGUUGAUCUUCGUGGUGGCAGUCCAAAACGAUCCAAAAACGUGAAACACACACGUUUUAACCCACCAGAAUUGUUGGGAGAGAGGGUGAAACGACAGAGGGGACAUUCCUCUACUCGGUGGCACAUGCUGGGGCGCGUGGUGUGUGCCGACGACAACGGUAGAGCAGCAGCUGAAGAAGGGUGGGGGAUAAGGCACGAGGGAGGCUGGCUUCGGCUAUAUGUAGCCCCGAAUCAUAGCCGGACCAACUAUUACCUCCCAAACUUGCAAGACGUUAACAAGUACCCACCCUUUUGUCUCAGUACCGUGAUUAUACCAUAAAGUACUUAAUCUUCAGUUUAUGGGAAAAAAUUGAGUCAUUUUAUCGAUAAAUUAAAUUGUGGUGUUUGGUGUCAAGUGUUAUGUGCUGUUGAUUACCAAAAUUCGCAAUUGAAUAACAAAAAAAAUGCCGCGAGCAUUUUUAAUUACUCACAGGAGGUACAAUGGACCUGAAGAGUUUGAGGAAAAUAUCAGAGGUUUUAGUCCUGAACGAGGUGUAAGAAUUCCCGAAUACAAUUCCAAUCAGCCAACCUCGGAUGGUGUCAGUGAUUGCGCCAGUGAGACGUCAUCAGAAUGCCCCGAGGAGCUCUACAACCUGACGAAAUUGGCAGAAGUCAGUUUGGCAGCUGCUGCUGGUACUCUAAUUCAUCCGAACAAUGUUAUUCAUCAUCGUUCAGCAUCACCACGUUGGACAGGUGAUAUGAAGGAUCUCGACAAGUACAGAGUUAUCACUGAGGAGACAGCAAGCCUCCGACAGGGACUUCACAUUGGUGAGGCCUCUGAUUUAAGCCUGAGGGAACGAACGCGAUUAUUUUUCGAGAGAAUCGAGACCGAGAGAGAAUUACUGGAAGUUAGAAGCCGCAGAACUUGCCUGCGAUCCCCACAGCUGUCUGAGGAGUCCAGAAGAUUGCUGAGUAAUCAAUCCCAGAGCCCACCACGGCGGAGGAUCUCUUCGGGCCAGUCGGACUCCUCUAAGACUGAUGACAGUGAGGAGCACGAGUGCCCUGACUGUGGGAAAAAAUAUUCAACUUCCUCAAAUCUUGCGAGACACAGACAAACGCAUCGUUCACUGGCGGAUAAAAAGGCGAGGAGGUGUCCUCAUUGUGACAAAGUUUAUGUCAGCAUGCCGGCUUACAGUAUGCAUGUGAGGACACACAAUCAGGGUUGCAAGUGUCAUUACUGUGGUAAAUGCUUUUCGAGACCGUGGCUCCUGCAGGGACACAUCAGAACGCACACAGGUGAGAAGCCCUUCAAAUGCACAAUUUGUAAUAAAGCCUUCGCCGACAAAUCAAACCUCCGCGCUCACGUCCAAACGCACUCCAAUACGAAGCCCCACGUUUGUGGAAGAUGUGGGAAAGCCUUUGCCCUGAAGUCCUACCUCUACAAACACGAAGAAUCAUCCUGUAUGCGAUCCCACCAGCGCUCCAUCCCCGAGACUAACAAAGAAGAAGUAAAAACAGUAACACCAACAAUUCCAACAUCAUCGCCAAUCAGUGUUAUUGUACCUCGACCAGCAGCAAUCGAAACCUCAUCAUCGCCCGUGAUAUUUUCGAACAUAAUUCGACACACGAAAACGAGCCAACCGAUCACAAUACCAUCGCCCCAACCGAAACGACAGUAUCGAGAGAUUCAGGAGGAUAAGCAAUCGGAUUUGAUGACACGAAUGGUCAUCAGAACGUCAGUUAUUUCAUCAAAUCCAGAGCAUGUGCCUGGGCGUGUGCCUGUUGGUAAAUCGGCCCUCAAUUUUUCGGAUCCAACGAGGGCCUCGGCCUUCACCAGGCCCACUGCCAUCAGUCUGAACCUGGCCAUUGCUUAGAAAAUAUAUCGACGAGUUAUUCUCAACUCGAUUCCAAGUGCAGGAAGUGAUUUUUUUCGCCAAUUCAAGGAUAUUCAAGUACUUUGAGUGGAUUUCCCCCAGCCAACUACUCUUUUUAUGUUUGUUGUCGAUCACCAGAGCCUUCACUUGGGCCUUAUUGGGCCAUAAACUUCUGGACAUGUUAAAAUGCUUUGGUUAUUCAAAUGUGGUAGGUCUGAAUGUUACUGAUUGUUGGAUAUCCUCAAGCGAAUUUGGAUGAGCCUGUGCUGCAGAUUCCAAGCAUCCUCCAUAGGGACCAUGUAGAUAAGAUUAUCAGAGUUAAUUGUGAAUCCAUGUGCCAUCAAUAGUGUACGCCGAAAACACUUGUACAUAACUUCUUGACGUGUACUUAAAUACUAAUUUCGUACUCACUAAUCGUGCUCUUCAGUGGCAGCUAAUGAUUCUAGAUUUAAUGAUUUCUCUCUUUGUUUUCGUUCUGUGAGAACGUGUGAAAAUUUGUAGUUUUAUCUUAACUUCUUGUUUAACUUUAUGUAUUAUUGUUGAAUGGAAUAGCUUCGACAAUGUUACCGAGUGUUUAAACUAGUCGAGCCACGUACCAAUCACUGCCAAGACAUCUCUCGUUGGUGUGGAUUCAUGAAGAUCUAGAUUUGAUUUUACCGACUGACUCUGAGUUACCACGAGAGUUGAGUUUGGUGAUACAGUGGGGAACGUUGGUAGUUCUUUAGGGAUCUAGAUGUAGUGGAAUAAAUGAGGGGAGGGGGGGGGGAUGAAAACUCGGUGAGGAAGAAUUGUUGAUCAGUUGGAGGAUGUUUAAUACCUAGUCAUUAUUAAUUGUAAAUAGCAUUCCCGUAAAUGUAAUAUAGUUUUUUAGCACUAGAUCGACUGUAGAUAUUGUAAAUAAGUCUCUAUGAUUAAAAGAAUAAUAUUUGGUAA